AUGGCACUCACCCACGCCUACAUACGGGCGACGAAGGGGACCGAGAAGCCCGACGCCGCGUCGCCGACGACCCUGCUCCAGAAGGUCAACGACGCGCGCCGCGCGAGCGAACCGGGGCUGCCUCCGGGCGACGAGGGGCAGCCCCGGGGCGACGCCGCCGCGCCCCCCGCGGCGCCCGACGCCGCCGCGGACGACGACGAUCCCGGGGCGGCGGGCGUCAAGCCGCCGCACCGGAGCUCGCUCCUCGCGGCCUUCGUCGACGUCGUCGGCGAUCCCGGGUACGAGGAGACCAAGGAGGCCGAGCGGGACGACCGCGUGCACGCGCACGCCGCGGUCAUGGACGAGAUCGCCGGGGCGACCGAGGCGGAGGAGGACGCCGCGGAGGAGGACGCCGCGGAGGAGGAGGCCGCCGCGGAGGAGGAGCCCGUCGCGGAGGAGCCCGUCGCGGAGGAGCAACCCGUCGCGGAGGAGGAGCCCGUCGCGGAGGAGGAGCCCGCCGCGGAGGAGGAGCCCGCCGCGGAGGACGCCGCGGCCGCGGCCGCGGAGGAGGACGACGCCGCCGCCGCCGAGAAAGACGCGCCGGCCGCGGAGGAGGAGGCGGAGGUCGCCGCGGGGGAGGAGGCGCCGUCCGGCGCGGCCGCGGAGGACGAGUCGGCCGAGGAGUCCGAGGAGGAGGACGGGUCCGGCGAAGACUCCGAGGAGGACUCGGACGAGGAGGACUCGGACGAGGAGGAGGAGGGCCACGUCGAGUACGACAGCGACGGCCGGCCCUUCGUCUGGCGCUACGACGCCGACGGCAUCCGGCACAAGCGGCGGCCCGGCGAGGACAGCGACGCGAGCUCGGACGAGGACGAGGAGGAGAGCGACGACGACGCGGAGGAGGAGGAGCCGGAGCCCGUCGAGGACGAGGCCGGGCGGGACCUCGUCGAGAUCGCGGCCAUCGACGACCGCGAGCUCCUCGACUACAGCGACCUCCAGACCUUCUCGCACCUCUUCAAGACCGUCGACGUCGACAAGAAGGGCGCCGUCAAGCACGCGGCCAUCGGCGACCACUUCACGCCCCUGACGAGCCGGGGCAUCAACCCGUCGCAGGUGCGCCAGGUCUUCGAGUGCGCGGACCGCCACAGCGCCGGCGAGGUCACCAUGGAGCAGUUCCUCGACUUCAUCGGCGGCAAGCCCCCGUGGUACCGCGACUGGCUCCGCCACGUCGCCGACACGCAGCAGGCCGCGUUCCUCGGGGGCAUGCGCAUCGGCGGCUAA
Molecule: messenger RNA, 1260 nt
Organism: Aureococcus anophagefferens
Lineage: Eukaryota; Pelagophyceae; Pelagomonadales; Pelagomonadaceae
Exons: 1
Coding region: 1-1260 (419 amino acids)
Source: RefSeq, a predicted model, not a curated record